UCGCACACGAGUUCUGACCGUUGGACCAACCGGACGUGUUUUUACCGAGUUCCUUCCAGGAUAAUCGGCAUACCCACAGUAGGCGGGGUGGUAACCUGUUAGCCUCUCCGACUAGAUGUAAAUGUAAAAAGUGUGUCGCGUGCGAGGGUGGCAGUACUGGUCAUUCAGUGUACCUCUCUCCCCUGCCUUAUCGAUACAGGGGAGGCAAUUAUUCGUUCGUUUACUUGCCCGCCGGGAGUGUUGCUGCUUCACCUGCUGCUAAGGACUCCACAGAUUUGUUAUUGUCCGUAUCGGCAAUGGGAAGGAAAAGCUUGCGUGUCCUUGUCCUUUGUAACGAUCAAAAGCGGCGGCCAUUCUACUAGCAUAGCACACCAUACAUAUAUCGCAUCGCGUGGUCACGGAUUCCGGUAAAGUGUAGUGUACUGUCUGUCGCCGCCGACCAUUCCGUUGCCGACGAGCAGUUAGUGCGGUAUAGCGUGUCGGGAGUCAAACAUUUCGUAGAAAAGGACGUUUCAAAUAAAAUGGAUACUAUGCAACUCAGUCAAAAACAGAAUUAUGCAAAACGUCGAUUAUACGAAACGUCUUUGUGAUAAGUAGGCUAUGUCUUGAGAAAGUGCAACUUCUCAUGAAAUCAAAGGAACAUGAAGAACACUGUUGAUGUCUGCAAGGAAGUUAAUUAUCUCGGCAGUAACCCACGUGAAAGUGUUACAAAAUACGGGAAACAGCCAGAAAACCAAGCAAGAAAAGGCGGAAGAGAGUGGUCUCCACCACCCUCCUCAACACGUGGCCUGUCUCCGACGACUUCACUCUUCCGUGGUGGGGGUGGUUCGCUUCGUGGCGGUGGGAAGCACACCUCAAAGUCGGUGACAAAUCUCAACAACUAUCGAGACAACAACAAUAACUCACGAGGAAGGAAUCAAGUUCGAAAUCAGGGGACGACACGUGGUUUUGGGGGAAGUACGGAUAGUUUCAAUAAUGGUAAAAAAGUGAACAAUCUACUGAAAGGAGCCGCAGUUCCGGGGCCCGGUAUGGUGCGAUCCAACAGUUUGAACAACAAAGGCAGCAACCGUUCCAGUAGCGUCGAAAGAAUGAAUAAUGGAAAAAUUUACCGCGGGCGAAGUCCGCUACGAAAUUCUACGUCAAAUCUACAGCAGUACCAAAACCAACAGCAGCAGCAUGGGAAAAAUCAGCCGUUUUUGGUGCGCUCGAGAGGAAAUGAUCGAGGCAGCAUCGACAACUUGGACAACAUCACACAGUCUUCGAAUGGGAGCGGAAGUUCGGCUCCGGGUACACCGGAGGACAACAUCAAUGUCGUGGUACGGGUCCGACCACUGAACGUGAAGGAAGUCCGCAAUGCAGACGACAUGGUGGUACAGUUUCCCGGAAACGGACAAAUUCUGUGUGAUGGCAUUCCGGCAGCUCCGGGAAGUGGUGGCCAGAAGCCCAAACUGUUUUCCUAUAACGUAGUCUUCGAACCGGGUGCAACGCAGGACGACGUGCUGCAGUAUUCUGGCAUCAAACGGCUUAUCGAAAUGGCCAUUGAAGGCUUUAGCUGCACGGCCUUCUGCUACGGACAGACUGGUUCCGGAAAAACCCACACCCUUACGGGGCCACCGGAAUUGUUUUAUGGAAAACCAGAUCCGCAGCACGAAAGUCACGGAUUGGUGUUUCGAUCGUUUCUUUAUCUAUUCAAACUACUUCAGGAACGAAAAGAUACGAACUUUGUGCUGAAAGCUUCCUUCUUGGAAAUUUACAACGAAAAGGUUAUAGACUUGCUCAACCCAGGAACAGCGCGCAAACCUCUGGCCGUGAGGUGGUCCAAAAAGUCCAGAGGGUUUUUCGUCGAGAAUCUUUUCACCGUUGACUGCGAAGAGCUUGACGAUCUGCUAGCGGUUCUCGAAGAAGGUAUGCGAAACCGCUCGGUGGGUUGCCAUUCAAUGAAUGAUUACUCCUCGCGUAGUCACACAAUCCUGACGGUUCAUAUUACCUCGGAGCAGCAAGCCGAAGGAGGCGUGUUCAUAUCGAAGCAGGGAAAAAUUAACUUCGUAGACCUGGCCGGAAGCGAGAUGACCAAGAAGACUCAUAGCGAGGGAAAGACACUCGAAGAGGCGAACAACAUCAACAAGAGUCUGAUGGUGUUGGGUUAUUGCAUUGCAUCGCUGAGCGAUUCUAAGAAACGAAGUGGUCAUAUACCCUACCGAGAUAGCAAACUGACCAAGUUGCUUGCAGACAGCUUGGCUGGAAAUGGCGUAACGCUAAUGAUUGCAUGUAUUUCUCCGGCAAGAUCCAACAUAACGGAAACGUUGAACACGCUUCGGUAUGCUGCACGGGCAAAGAAGAUCCGUACCAAGCCGAUCAUAGUGAUGGAUCCCCGUGAAGCUUUGAUUCUAAGCUUGAAACGGGAGAUUGGAGCUUUACAGGUAGAAAACGAACAUCUACGGACGGCAUUGAAUCUACAGUCCGAGUCGCAAGAAAUCAACAGUCAGGUCGAUUACCUCGAACGACGACAGAUUGUUCGAACACCUCCAAAGGUAGAUCUCGAGAAGGUUACGGACAUGGAAGGUAGCGAGCUCAAAGAACUGGUCAAGGUGUACAUGCUGGAGAACCAGGCACUACGGCAGGAGAACUCCGAGCUUUACAGCACACGGGAAAUGAUCAUGCGCGAUCAAGAAGUGGUCUGCCGAGAGAAUGAAAGACUGUUGAAGAAACUGGAGGAUGUCAACUCAGUUUGUUGUCGUUCACCGAUCAUUCCUGCAAGGCCGACGUUUUCGGCAGAAAUGCUGAAUUUGUCGGCGAGUGGAGAUGAUAUGUCCAACGUUUGGCAGAAUGCUAUGAGCGUCGGUAGCGACAGUAUGGGCAGCGUAGGUCGACACAAACAAGAUUCUUUGGACGGACGCGUUUCAGCAAACGAGAAUAAAAUCCCAGAGCUUUUGCAAAAGGAACUUGACAAGAGAAGAAUUGGCGAUAGCAUACAAACAAUCGCAAAUAAUUUGAAAAGGCACAAUUCGUGGGAAAACAAUAGAUCUUUGAAUAGUGUGAAACUUGCCUCGCGAAAGGGUUCUGCGGACAGCAGACAUUCUGAUCAAUCCCAACGCAGAACAUCACAAACGCGAAUCAUUGAUUUGAAAGCCCGCUCAUAUCCUUACUCAGAAUCGGGUGUUGUCGGUUCGUCCUGGUCUCCGAUGACCAGAAGGCCGAACAGUAGUAUCAGUAACAAUGCGUACAAUCGGCUUUCGCCAAUGUUUCUCCGGAAGCAGAACAGUUUUCUGAACAAAAGUUAUUCCACGGACGAGAGCCUACUGCCAAUGAAACGGAACAUCUUUGGUAGUUUGGUAUCGCUCAACGGGGAUGACGCCGCUGGGGCUAAGGCGUUGAUUUGAGCAUUCAUGAUCAGCUAAGAUGUAAACCGAAGACGUACAAUGAGCGAACAAUCAAGGAUAUGCAACAGGGUUACCAACGCUGGAAUAAAUGUGUGUGAUAUAUAGCAUCUUUGUUAGUAGGACAAUGGAAUGUAGGAAAAGAGUGUUAUUAAAAGUGAGAAUUUGUAUUGUUACCCGCAGUCAGGAAGCGCACAUAAACAAGAUGAUUGUAAAGAAUAUUGGAAUCAUUAAAUAAAACUGAAAAAAUAUGUGCAUGUCUCUCAAAAUACUAAA
This is a messenger RNA of Aedes aegypti (yellow fever mosquito), 3653 nucleotides long. RefSeq names its product kinesin-like protein KIF12 (gene Klp54D). The transcript is spliced from 13 exons. Gene Ontology annotation, biological process: microtubule-based movement. The coding region runs from base 642 to 3380 and encodes 912 amino acids. The record is from RefSeq and is a predicted model, not a curated record. Gene Ontology annotation, molecular function: microtubule binding; ATP binding; microtubule motor activity. Lineage: Eukaryota; Metazoa; Arthropoda; Insecta; Diptera; Culicidae.